GACAUGUCUUGUUCUAUGGUUUGUUGAUUGGAGGGAGAGUUUACUCUUGAUUGUUUACUAGUUUUAAGUGUUGGUUCAGAAAUAUAGAAAAUGCGUUGUGCAGUUUACGGUUGCAAUAGUGAUACGAAAGUUAAAACUCCAAAAAUAAAGUUUCAUAGAUUUCCAAAAGACAGUAUUUUAGGCAAGCUAUGGGAGAAUGCUUGUUGUCGUACGGACACAAUUAAUGUUGCCUCCGCUAGAAUAUGCUCCCAGCAUUUCAAAAAUGAGGAUUUUGAGAGAAAUUUUCAAUUUGAACUUUUAGGAUACUUGCCAAAAGCAGGUUUUAAACUUAAGCUUGGUGCAGUUCCUUCCCUAAAUUUGCCAGAGAUCAAAUCGCUAACAAAACAGCAGGUAGAUUAUAACGAAAGAGCUUCAAAGAAAUUUGGAAAAAUAGAUGCACAGGACAAUAUCGUCCUUGCUCUAAACAUAAGGUUCAGAAAAUAUGGCGGACUAGACGAAAAUAUUUCCAUUGACGAGAGUAUGAUACCAUACUACGGCAAACACUAUGCCAAACGGUACAUCAGAGGAAAACCCAUUCGUUUCGGAUUAAAAUACUGGGCAAUUUGUACAAGCUCUGGAUACCUGGUGUCUUUUGAGAUUUAUACAAGAAAAUCUCAAGAUAAUUCUGAUAAACGAGGAUUUGGGCUUGGAGGCGAUAUAGUGCUUAAAUUACUAGAAAAAUCGGAGAUUUUACCUAAUGGCUACAAUAUUUAUUUUGACAAUUAUUUCACUAGUUUACAUCUACUAGGACAUUUGUCGCAAAACAAAAUCUGUGCUACAGGAACUAUACGAGAAAAUCUAACAGGACACUGUCUGUUUCCUGAAAAGAAGUUUUGGAAAUUGCAAGAGAAGGGUAGUUACCAAUUUGUGGCCAAAGAUGAUACGCUCUUAGGCCAAUAGAAGGACAAUAAAAUAGUAACUGGGGCUUCAAAUUUUGAAAGCGAAGAAAUUGUUUACACAACAAGAUGAUGUAGGAUUUAGAAAUCCAGAAAACAUAUUUUACAACCAAAAUUAAUUGCCAAUUACAACAAAGGAAUGGGUGGUGUUGACAAAAUGGAUAGCCUCAUGCGCUUUACAGAUCCAGAAUACGGCAAAGAAAAUGGUAUUGGCCAAUGUUUGGUUAUUUGCUGGAUGCUGGUUACUUAUACCGACUCUACCCGAAUAAUCCCAGCUGUGCAUCUUUACUGAGUUUCCGUUGUUUUAUUGCUCUUGGUUUCUUGAACAAACAUGAAAAAAUGCUAUCAAGAGGAAGGACAACUUUAGCUCCUGAGAAUCCUUCUCAAUUUGACAAUGUGGGCCAUAUUAUUAAAUAUAAUGAAUCUGACAGAAGAUGUCAAGUGUGUAAAAAAAGAGCAACUUUAUUUGUAUAAAGUGCGAUUGUGGACUGCAUCCGAAAGCAUGUUUUGACCAAUUUCAGACAAAAGUGUGAUGUGUUAUGAAACCAAAAAAAAUACAUGUUGUAGUACAAGUUAUACUUCAAAAAUUUGUAUUCCUAAUAUGAAAUGUACCGAAAAGCCAAGUCUUAAUAAAAAUUUUCUUAAAGUA
Molecule: messenger RNA, 1584 nt
Organism: Dendroctonus ponderosae (mountain pine beetle)
Lineage: Eukaryota; Metazoa; Arthropoda; Insecta; Coleoptera; Curculionidae
Product: piggyBac transposable element-derived protein 2
Exons: 2
Coding region: 91-939 (282 amino acids)
Molecular function (GO): sequence-specific DNA binding
Source: RefSeq, a predicted model, not a curated record